UGAACUUCACCACCACCACCACCACAAAACGAUCAUCAUACUGAUCCUCAGCGUGCAACUCUCACUUAGGCGGUGCCUAAGUAUGAAGUCACUGUAUGGUGCUCGCGCUCACUUCACAAUCACGUCUUCUGCGACCAUAAAUUUUGUCGGACAGUCACGACGCUACAGACACCUAUCUCAUCCUUACUACGCCUAAUAUCUUUUGCCAAUUCUUUCUCUCUGGAUAGUCUCUUAGGCUUCUCUUCAUAACACCAAGUUAUCAAGAUCAUCUAGUAACGACGGGAACCUUAGUUGUUGAUCCACGCCGUGAUCAUCCAUUCAGACGAGCGAUCCGUACACUGCUUUGAUCGUUACAGAAUAUGUUAUAAUAUUGAAAUAUCCGCAGAUAGAGCUGCACAAUCUUCCCGUUUCCAGCACUUCAUCCAAGUAAUGCACCUUUUUUGUUUCUGCUCUUCUCUCGCGUGUAUACUUCUUCUGCUCGAGCGUACUGUCCAAGGUCGUCUUGUGAACGCUACAAUCGACGACCAAAAUCCCAUGCUGCUUUACUCUCCUGAAGAUGGCUGGCGUAAUAGCAAUGUCCCGUGCCCAAGCUGUACCGCACGCCCCGAUCCUUCGAUGGCAAUAAACGGGUCAUGGCAUGAUUCUACGUUCGACCAAAAUGCAAAGAACAGCCCUAAUAAAGUGCGCAACGUAUCCACAAUAUUUAACGGUACGGCCAUCCAUGUAACAUGCAUACUCGCCAAAACCACCACUUCACCCUUCGGGAACUCAGACAUGAGUUUCUAUAUCGAUGACAUCCUCGUUGGGCAGUUCAAAAAGACCGCCCCUGGGGAGUCAGGUUUUGAGUACAAUGUUACCGUCUAUUCCAACUCUUCCAUACCAUCUGGUCAGCAUAAAUUCACAAUUCAGAAUGGCCAUGUCGGCGGGAUAAAAUCACUACUUCUGCUCGAUGCCCUCGUCUAUUCCUAUGACGACGGUCAAUCUGAUUCCGACGACGUGGUUGCGACAAAAGAUAUGACCACUACAUACAUAGGCACCACUAUUGGAUGUGCUAUUGCAGGAGUCAUCACUGGGAUUCUAGGAACAAUAGCUUUUCUGCUCUAUCGACGUAGAAGACGCAGUCGCCAGCUGAAUGAACACAUCAACAUUGAAGGUCGUAUUAAUCGAGGACUGAGGACACCGAUAUCAACGAUAAGCCCAUUUAGGACGACGCAAUCCUUUUCUGAUUAUCACCACCCACCGCCGACCACUGCUUCCGUAUCUUCUUUCACGGCAGCUAGCAAUCCCAGCUUGCGAAACGCUGAUAAACGAGCAAUCCCUGACACACAUAGGCGAGUUAGGUGUGAGAAUACAACUCCUCGUGAUUACCGCAACGCCGAAGAAGGCUUGCCCUCCGUUGAUGAAGAAGCUUCAGAUAUCUGGUCCUGUCGUGGGACUCGAGCAGAGGACCCGGAGGAAACCAUUCAUCACGAGCGGAUCAAGAGAUGACCUUGAGAUCCUUCAGUUUCAAUGCCUUCAAGGCGCAUUCGUCGGGGGCUUCUGUCGUAUGAUUGAGAAGCAUCGAUUUCGUUACCAUCUGCAUAGCCUAUUUCUGUUAGUUCUGCUUGUACAUAUGUUACAUUUAAUUAUAUCCACAUCUGUCUGCAUCCACGGAAUCAUUCUGGAGUGUGUAUGUUACAGCGUAAUUUGAGCGUGGUCAUGCAUCCAAAGUUCAAAUCGUCUUGGCACUUCC
Desarmillaria tabescens is the source of this 1732-nucleotide messenger RNA. RefSeq lists its product as uncharacterized. The record is from RefSeq and is a predicted model, not a curated record. Lineage: Eukaryota; Fungi; Basidiomycota; Agaricomycetes; Agaricales; Physalacriaceae. Bases 430 to 1488 code for a protein of 352 amino acids. The transcript has 4 exons.